Lactuca sativa (garden lettuce) is the source of this 1070-nucleotide messenger RNA. RefSeq names its product vacuolar protein sorting-associated protein 24 homolog 1. NCBI's taxonomy places the organism in Eukaryota, Viridiplantae, Streptophyta, Magnoliopsida, Asterales, Asteraceae. The record is from RefSeq and is a predicted model, not a curated record. Gene Ontology annotation, biological process: vacuolar transport.
AGAAAUUUUGGGAUGCACUAACACUAGGAAUAAGAUAAAAGCGCGUUGGAGAAUCUCAAGGAAACUUUCUUCUUCCCCAAAUCAAACUUGAUCUUCCGCAGACAAUCAACUCCAUUACUAGCCAUCAAGAGCUUACAAGAUCACAAUUUCGUCUUUCACGUUCAUCAAUUUCACUUCUUAAAGCCUUUACCUAAAACCUCUAGAGGAUUUAGUUGUCGAAGAAGAUGGAGAAAGUCAUGAACAUAAUAAAACCAAAACCUAAUCCGCAAUUGCUCUUACGCGAUUGGCAACGCCGUCUCCGCCAUGAGUGUCGCAACAUCGACCGCCAGAUCCGUGAUAUACAGAGAGAAGAGAAAAACGUUCAGAAAGCAAUCCGAGAAGCUGCUAAGAGAAACGAUAUGGGUUCUGCUAAGUCACUUGCUAAAGAGAUUGUGCAAUCAAGAAGAACUGUGAAUCGCCUCUAUGAAAACAAAGCUCAAUUGAAUUCAAUAUCAAUGCAUCUAGGCGAAAGCGUUGCUAUUGCACGAACUGUGGGGCAUCUUUCCAAGAGUGCUGAAGUGAUGAAAAUUGUCAAUAACCUAAUGAAAGCUCCCGAAAUGGCAAUCACAAUGCAAGAAUUCAACAAAGAAAUGACCAAGGCUGGUGUAAUUGAAGAAAUGGUCAACGAUGCUGUUGACUCAGCACUAGAUUCAGAAGACUUGGAAGAUGAGAUUGAUGAAGAAGUUGAUAAGGUCUUAACUGCUAUAGCUGGUGAGACUGCUGCAGAGCUUCCAGAAGCUGUAAGGAAAGAGAGGUUAAAGCAACCUGCUAAGUCAAAUGAAGAAGCAGAGGAUGAGGGUGUUGAUGAUGAGGAAGAGAUGGAAGAAAUAAGGGCGCGACUUGCUAAAGUAAGAUCAUGAUUUGGUAUUAAUUUGUGAGUCGAUUUGUAUUAUAUUUGAAAUGAUUGCAAUCGUGUGGAAAAUAUAUUAUUAUGUUCACACCUUGUUAUUUAUGAAGUUUUGUAAUUUCUUGUUAUUUGUUGUUUGAACAAAAUAGCAGCAUAUAGUUAUAUCACAAACCCUUUGUGAAGA